AUUAAGUUUCCAACUAUUAUAAGGCUAACUAGAAUUCUCCACUUCCAUAUAUAUAAUUCCUUCAAUUUCAAUUCAUAUAUAUUAUUAUUAUCACGCAUAUAUCUUAUUUAAAACAAUAGAUUAUAUAAUAUAUAAUAUGAUAUGAUGGAAGAUAAUAAUAUUAAGCAUGUAGUAAAUAUGAAGCAGCUUCCUCCAGGGUUUAGGUUUGAUCCAAGUGAUGAAGAGCUUGUAAUUCAUUUCUUGCACUCCAAGGUUUCUUCUUCAUCACCUAAUAAUCUUUGUCUUAUUCCUGAAUUAGAGGGCUUCUAUCAUCACUAUCAUCCUUCUCAACUCCAUGGCGAAGCAUUGGAGAGCUGUGGUCAGUGGUACUUUUACACCAAAAAGACGGAGAAUCGGAUAAAUGAAAAUGGAUAUUGGAAAGAAUUAACGGACAUGGAUCAACCCAUUUUUGCAAGGAAUUCCAACAAAUUAGUGGGUUGGAAGAAAUGCUUGGUCUUCUUUAAGGGUACCUUCCCAUUAACAGGAAUCACAACUGGAUGGUUUAUGCAAGAAUUUCAUGCAUGUAGCCCUAAUUUUGGAGACCAAAUCCACCAUAAAAGAAGAUCAAAACGUUCCGAUGUUAACAAAUGGGUGCUUUGUCGGGUACAACAAAUAUGUGAUGAGUCACAUUGGAUGAAUACUUUCUCCUAUGAAGAAAAAUACAACAGUGAAGUGGAGCUUUCAUCUUCUGAUGAACUAUAUUAUUCAGCUAUGGACGAUGAUCAAGAUGACAUUAUUAGUUGCCCACACUAAAACGUACAUCACCUUCAUCAAAAAAAGAAAGGAAAAAUAU
Amaranthus tricolor (Joseph's coat) is the source of this 832-nucleotide messenger RNA. RefSeq names its product NAC domain-containing protein 104. Gene Ontology annotation, molecular function: DNA binding. The record is from RefSeq and is a predicted model, not a curated record. Gene Ontology annotation, biological process: system development; regulation of DNA-templated transcription. The transcript has 3 exons. The coding region runs from base 142 to 792 and encodes 216 amino acids. NCBI's taxonomy places the organism in Eukaryota, Viridiplantae, Streptophyta, Magnoliopsida, Caryophyllales, Amaranthaceae.